This is a messenger RNA of Haplochromis burtoni (Burton's mouthbrooder), 921 nucleotides long. RefSeq names its product C-C motif chemokine 20-like. NCBI's taxonomy places the organism in Eukaryota, Metazoa, Chordata, Actinopteri, Cichliformes, Cichlidae. Gene Ontology annotation, molecular function: chemokine activity; CCR chemokine receptor binding. The record is from RefSeq and is a predicted model, not a curated record. Gene Ontology annotation, biological process: inflammatory response; monocyte chemotaxis; chemokine-mediated signaling pathway. The transcript is spliced from 4 exons. Gene Ontology annotation, cellular component: extracellular region. The coding region runs from base 131 to 430 and encodes 99 amino acids.
GUUUAGAGCUGAGGUAUAAAUGAGGCUGCUGAGAUUAACAGUUUUACCAGCACAACCUCUCUGACUCCAUCUGAAAAGGCGAGACAGUUUCAUCAUCAGAGUCACUGCUGCCAACACAAACGAAGAAGACAUGCUGCCAAUCCGAGCUGUGGUGGUGAUCGCACUUACUGUUUGUCUGACUGCAAACACAUCAGCAGCUUAUCCUGACUGCUGUCGAAGGUACAUGAGAGGCAGAUUACCAUGUUCAGCCAUCAAGGGGUACUCAGUCCAGACUGACACAGAGAUGUGUCCCAUCAAUGCCAUCAUUUUCCACACAAAGAAGGGGAAAGCAUGCGCCAAUCCAGCUCUGAAGUGGGUGAUUGACGCUAUCGAUCGUAUAAGGAAAAAAGCGCAGAAGAUCCACCAGCGCAGCUCACAGCUGCAGAAAUAGAAGAUCAUUGGAGCUUUUUAAAGAGACCACUGAUGCCAGCUACAGAAAACCAAGUUUUUUAUGUGAUCUUUGCAUCCAGCAACUGUUUUAUAGUCCAGUGAACUCCAUCAUGUGGAGCCUGCUGUAAAUAAGAAAGAUGUUGUCAAACAAUGGACAUAUUAGCUCAGUUUUAAGAGGUCUAUAAUAUUAAUUUAUACUUUGUAAUUGUAACAUUUUGGUUUUGUGCAUGUACUGUUGUGUUAAAAAAGAGUAAUUUAUGCAAUUGUUUUUGUGGUUUUAUACAUACAUUGAAAUAAAAUGAGUACCUCUUGUGGGUCUAAAACUAUUAGCACGUAGCGCUGUUGAAUUUUUUCACACUAAACACGUGACACUGCAUUCCUCCUUUAAUCUUUCCAGAGUUCCAGCUCUAGACAUUUGUGUCAUAACAUGAAACCUAGAAAACAGCUAAACAAUAACUGACAAAACUUCUCAAAGGAGGAAGUUGUGGGAGC